AUGGGGAAUCACUGUCUUAAAUCAUCAUCGCCAAGAGAUUAUGCGGGUUCUGUACCUGCGUUAAUAACCUAUCAGAAAGUUGGAACAACAUCGCGCAACACAUCUCAACUAGUUCUGAAAACGAUCGCACAUGACAUUAGCUUGGAAUCGAAGCGUCGAUCGGUGUCAUUGGUUGAAAGAAGACCGUCGAAUAAUUUACGUCAAUAUCCAAGACGUUCGUUAAUUCGAAAUUACAUCAUCAUUUGGUUAACAGCAAGUCUUGAUGACAAUUCGAAUGAAAUUAAUUAUCUGCAGAGUACAUUUCGUUCUUCGCGAAUUUUUACGAACAUUGAUGAAUUUUUCGCAUUUAUUCUUCAAAUCAAAGAAGAAAAAGUAUUUCUAAUACUUUCGGAAUCAUUCGCUGAGAAAAUUCUUUCAUUUAUCCAUGAAACAAGUCAACUUGUUGCAAUCUAUGUUCUUUCCACGAACAAAUCUCACAAUGAACGAUGGAUAAUUCAAUACGAGAAAUUUCAAGGUAUAUUCGUCACCAUUCAAUCCGUAUGCGAAAGUAUUCGAUACAAACUCCAACUCUCCGAAUAUAACACCAUUCUGUACGAAAUUCUGAAUUCGUCAAGAAUGAUUGUACAAUAUUUAACUAAACAAAUCCUCUUGAAUGAAACUAGCGAGUGGAAAGAAUCUCGAAAUCAUUUUCUUAACUACGUUCGUCGGAAAUAUCCAAACGAGUUGUAUAUUAUCGAAGAUUUUAAGGAUAAUUAUACGCGUUCGAAUGCAAUUUGGUGGUACACAAGAAAGUGUUUUCUUUAUCAUGCUUUAAACCAAGCGUUUCGUAGUGAGAAUUUCGAAGAACUCUUUCUCUUUGGCUCAUUUAUUCGAGAUGUUCAUCAACAAUUGAAUCACCACGACGACGAAUCGGUUCUUAUAAAUCUGAAGUUCGUUUAUCAUGGCCAAGGUAUAUUGGAAAACGAUUUGCAUCGAAUGCGAAAACACUAUAGUGAGUUUUUCACAUUCAAAAACUUCCUCUGGGCAACGACAGAUAAAGAUUCCUCGUUAAAUCUGGCACAAUUGGCUCGAGACACACGUCAUCUAUGUGGUGUUCUAUUUCGAAUUGAAGUCCCGACGUCAACAAAGUUGAUAUCUCUGGAAAAAUUCAGUUAUUAUUUAAAUUCCAAAAACGAUAUUCUUUUCUCUAUCGAUUCAUUUUUUCGUAUUGGUGAAGUCAAGAAACUGGAAGAGCAACUCUGGCAAAUCGAUUUAACGUUAAUAACUGAAGAUGAUUUGCAAAUUAAAGAUUAUCUCGAACAAAUCGAAGGCGAUACACUUUGGCAAAAACUAGGCUGUUAUCUCAUCGAAUUAAAGCAAUUCAUCAAAGCUGAAGAACUCUACCAAGCAUUGAUUCAAUCGAAUACAAUCAAAGAUUCUAAACAAUUAGCAUUACUUCACGAACAACUCGGAUUCAUUCAUCAUCAUCGACACGACAUAAACAACUCUUUAAUACAUUACAAAAAAGCUUUGAAAUAUUAUCUAAAUUAUCUUCCGUCUAGCGAUUCUAGUCUGCUGCCAAUUUAUCUUAACAUUGGAAUUCUUUUUUUCGAAGUGAAUCAAUCGAAUGAUGCAAUCAAACAUCUAAAAUGUGCGUUGAACAUUGCCGUCCAUUCGCAUCCGCUGGAUCACAUACAGAUAUCUAGUCUUCAUCAUCAUCUAGCAAAAGUCUACGAGCACGAUGGGACCUUUCUCGACGCAAUUCAACAUUAUCAAUCAGCUCUCGAGAGUGAACUUCAUCAUUUUCCAUUACAUCAUUCAUCCAUAGCCAAAACCUACAGCACAAUUGGAGAAAUGUUCUAUCGAACGGAAGAUUAUUCGUCCGCAUUGUCAUACUUUGAUAAAACAUUGGAAAUUCAAAAGAAAACCCUCGCACCAAAUCAUUCAUCAUUAGCUGCAACGAAUUAUAACCUCGCCCGAACAUUGUCGGGCUUAUUGUAUCAUAAAGAAGCUAUUGAGCAUGCGUCUCAAGCGGUGAAUAUCGCUCGUCAUGCGUUUGGAUCCGAUCACGAUGAUGUGCGAUUGUACCAAAACUAUCUAAAGAAAUUGAGACGUAAAACAUUAAUUAAUGUUAUCCCUAAUGGCGCAGUUUAUGAAUAA
Messenger RNA from Adineta ricciae, 2139 nucleotides. The record is from the annotation of a GenBank genome assembly. NCBI's taxonomy places the organism in Eukaryota, Metazoa, Rotifera, Eurotatoria, Adinetida, Adinetidae.